Arabidopsis lyrata subsp. lyrata is the source of this 718-nucleotide messenger RNA. RefSeq lists its product as uncharacterized. The transcript is spliced from 3 exons. The record is from RefSeq and is a predicted model, not a curated record. NCBI's taxonomy places the organism in Eukaryota, Viridiplantae, Streptophyta, Magnoliopsida, Brassicales, Brassicaceae. The coding region runs from base 112 to 396 and encodes 94 amino acids.
GUUUCCACCACAUAAACUUGACCGUUUAUAAAAUGGAAACUAGCCUUCUCCUCUCUUUCAUAUGAAACCCCAUUUUCUCCUCUAAUUGCAUUAAUUCUUUCCUAAACGAACAUGAGUGAUCAUCAAAAAACAUAUAUAAUGCCUCUUAGGAUCAAACCCCUAUCUCUCCUCUUCCUCAUUCUCAUUGUUUGCUCUUCAUCAUUAGCCAUAGUGGAAGGCUCUAUCCAGCUCGGAGGUGCGAAGAUGCAUGAGAGUUCCAUGCUUUACAAGAGUGAGGAAGUGGAAGUGAAGAAGAUGACUCAUAGGAAGUUGAUGUUCCACUCGACAGCGGACUACGACGACGCAGGGCCCAACCCUAAACAUGACCCAAGAAGAAGGCCCGGGGGCAAGGGUUGAAUCAUCAACACGAUCAUCGCUCUCUCUAUCCAUAUAUAUUAUAGUAGCAUAUAUAUAAGUACAUGCACGAAUAUCUAUAUAUAUCAUAUAUGAAUGUAUGUAUGUGAUGUAUCCUCCAUUUCUGACUCUUUUUGUUUGAGGAUGAGAUCAGUGUAAAAUACCCUCCGGAAACACGUUCGUGAAAGGAUUAGUGUCUAGUGACAAGAGAUACUAAAUCCUUAUUUAUUACCAUCUAUUUCAUUGACAUAUAUAUAGUCAUUAAUUAUAUUCUGUGUACUCCGUUAUAUCAGAAAAUAAAUAAAGAGUGUUGUGGUUAUUUUUA